Molecule: messenger RNA, 846 nt
Organism: Alnus glutinosa
Lineage: Eukaryota; Viridiplantae; Streptophyta; Magnoliopsida; Fagales; Betulaceae
Product: profilin-4
Exons: 3
Coding region: 215-616 (133 amino acids)
Cellular component (GO): cell cortex
Molecular function (GO): actin monomer binding
Source: RefSeq, a predicted model, not a curated record
CCUCCCUACCCUCACUCUCUUGCAAUCACUUUCCCACAUUUCUCUCUCUCGCUAUUUAUUUCCCUUCUCAAACAACACAAACCAUUCUUACGACGACGAAGAAAGGCGCAGAGAACAGAGAAAGCGAAAGCUCUUCGCCACAACAAACGAAGUAGAAGAAGAAGAAGAAGAAGAAGAAGAAGAAAGAGAGGAAGAGACAGAGGAAAGAGGAAAAAUGUCGUGGCAAACAUACGUGGAUGAGCAUUUGAUGUGCGAUAUCGACGGCCAAGGCCAGCAACUCGCGGCUGCUGCGAUCGUCGGCCACGAUGGCUCUGUGUGGGCCCAGAGCUCUUCCUUCCCUCAGUUUAAGCCUCAGGAGAUCACUGAUAUCAUGAAGGACUUUGAUGAGCCGGGUCAUCUUGCUCCUACGGGCUUACACCUUGGGGGCACAAAAUACAUGGUCAUCCAGGGAGAGGCUGGAGCUGUCAUCCGUGGAAAGAAGGGAUCUGGAGGUAUUACCAUAAAGAAGACUGGUCAAGCUCUAGUUUUUGGCAUCUAUGAAGAGCCUGUGACACCAGGACAGUGCAACAUGGUUGUUGAGAGGUUGGGGGAUUACCUUAUUGACCAGGGCCUGUAGGCCAAGGUCUAUCAUCAUUUGAGUUGUUGUUUUCCUUCUCUUAUUCCCUUUUUAUUUCGGUUUCAAGUGUGCAUCGAUCUUCAUUUGAAAGCCUUAAAUUGGCAGUGAAGUUGUUGCAGACAAUAACCAUGUGAGAACUAAAACAUUUAUCUUGUAUUUGGUUGUUUGAAUUGCGUUUACCUUGAUAUUCUAUCGAUUUUUGUGUAAUACUACUUGCUUUUUUCUUCUUC